ACCUUCUUGAUGACGUCAACGGUGUGAAAACAGAAUAAUCAUUCGUUGUCGUUAUGAGAGAAGACACAUAUCCGUUACUGUAACAUUUUGGAUUUAAAAUUUGUGUUGGUGAUCUAGAGGGUGUAUUUAAAAACUAAAUAGUUUUUGAAAAAGGUAUUUAUUUCCGUGUUUUAAUAUCUGAUACAUUUGUUUAAGGUCAUCUUGAACUUGAAGAUCAACAUCUACACACAAAAAAAUGGCUACCGACGUUCAUGACACAGUUGUACACACUAAAGUUGCUAUUAUCGGCGCUGGGAUCUCUGGAAUUUCCGCAGCAGAAAAGUUAGCAUCCUAUGGAUUUACUGAUUUCAAGAUUUUGGAGGCUACAGACAGAAUUGGUGGCAGAAUUUGGACUAAAGAUAUUGGUAACUUUGCUUUCAAUAGCCCAAAAACUUUAAGAUUAAGUUCAUUCCACUUCCACUUAAAAGUAGGUUACUUUUCAUUCUGUCAUUUAAACAGUUUCUAUUAUAAUAAAUGUUAUCAUAAAUUUGUUGAAAACUGGAUGAACUUUUCUGACUCUGAGAAAAGGCUUCGUCAUAUGAUAUUUACACAGCAUCUUAAACAAGAGACUGUUGUGUCUGGAUGUAAUGAUCUAGGUGAUGUAUCACUCAGUGAAUUUGGGUGUUACGAAGAAUUGCCCGGCGUGCAUUAUACAAUACCUCCUGGCUUUCAGUCAGUUUUAGAUAUACUUCUAAGUUCUGUACCUGAAGAAAACAUUUGGUUAAAACAUUCAGUGAAAUGUAUACAUUGGGCUGACAAUGAACAGAGUGCACAGCAGCAUUCAAGUGAUAACGUCCAGCAAUGUAAAAAUGAUAAUGGAAAUAAAAUUUUGAUUGAAUGUGAAAAUGGUAAAAAAGUGUAUGUAGAUCAUGUAAUCACAACAAUGUCACUUGGAGUGCUUAAAGCAUCAAGUGGUAGACUGUUUGACCCUGCACUGCCUGAAGAAAAGAAGGAAGCUAUUGAGAAACUUGGUUUUGGUAUUGUGGAUAGGAUUAAUCUGUAUUUUGAUGAACCUAUAGUGGAUCCUGAUGUGUUUAGGAUUGAAUUAUUGUGGGAUGACAAAAAGUAUGAGGAAGAAGAGCGAAAUCCAGACAAACCGGACAUGGCAACAUCAUGGUACCGCAAAAUCUACUCAUUUGAAGUAAUUGAUGCCAACCUACUAUCAGCAUGGGUAUGUGGAAAAGAAGCAGAAUAUAUGGAAUCAUUAUCAGAGGAGCAGGUUGCUAAGGAUUGUCAGAAAAUUCUGUCAGGCUUCUUGAAGAAAGACAUUCCACUGCCAUCAAAAACAAUUGCUACCAGGUGGGGAAAGAGCAAAAAUACAAAGGGCUCGUACUGCUACAUAAAGGUUGGGUCCACCAUCAGUGAUGUUGAAGCUUUAGGAGAGCCAAUUACUAAUAAUGAUGGCAAGCCUGUGAUACAGUUUGCAGGAGAAGCAACUCACCCGUCCUUCUACUCCACAACCCAUGGGGCCUUGUUGACUGGACAUCGCGAAGCAAAGCGUAUACUUGACCAUUAUAACAUAGAGAACUCUAUAUGACAGAGAGGAUAGACAAAUAGAAGCAUACAGGCAGAUAUUAUGGCUGAAUUACAUUGAUGUAUAUUUCAUAAAACAUUUGUGUCUUAACUUAUUUUAGUAACAUUAUACUUAUAUGUAUAGAUCAAACGCUUAUACUGCUUCCCUGUAGAAGUUUUGAGAACUUUGAUAUAGAAACUGUUAGACCAUGUUUUUGUAACAGUUUCCUGGUAUUUCUUUGGUGCAGUGAUUUUUAUUCUGUGUGUAAGUGAUAUACAUGUAUAAGAAGUUUGCAAUUAGAUGUCAAGAAUAAACUUGAUUUUGUUUAUCCAUUUUUUAUUAGUGACCCAUGCACAUAAUCCGAGGGUGCUUAUCAAGUGAUAAAUAUACUAUAACUGCUUGUGCAUAAGAAAUUAUAUUGUAAGAUAGAAAGGUGCAGGGCCUUAACAAAUCUCUCAUAAAUACAAGACACAAACUGGGCUAGUAGUUGAUCCAGGCAAAGAUCUGUUUAAAUCCAUUUACAUUAUGCUAUGGGACAUUCAUUUUGGCUAACACAUGUUUACUAGAGUAAAUGGGUAGCAUGUAUCACCCAUGAUGGAUGGAUAUUCAUUUUUUACUAGUAACAAGUAAUAUUUUCACUAUCCAUACAUGUUAUAAAUAAAGAAAUAUUUUCUAUACAUUUAUUCUAUUCCUGUUAAUGAUAGUCAUAUUUGUUAUGUUCUUAAGAUGUACAAGUAGAGAUGUUUAUUAUUGUUGUUGAUGUGACAGGCAAGUUAUAUGGUUAUUUACUGUAUCAUUCUAAAAAAUACAAUCAGUUAGUUUUACAGUGCAUUACCAUCCCUUAAAUUUAAUUUGCUAGUAGUGUUUUAGCCCGACCCAUGAGGUUAUGUGUAUGUCCAUGUUUAUUUUAGAUUACACAAACAGUAUAGAGUAGCAAGAGGAUCAAGCUCACAACCUCUUACUUUGAUGUACAGUCAUUAACAGUCCGACUUUAUAAAUAGGAUGAAAGCUUUUGAAAGAAGCCUUGGUGGCUAAUUGGUUCAAGUUGCCUCUCACCACUAUGGGUUCAAAGCCUGAGGCUAUGAAUUGUUUUAUGUGCGGAAGCUUGGAAGUUGUUGGUUCUACUCGUGCCCAUUUGCCCCUAAAUAAUUCAUAGAGCAGUAACUUAGGUUUUCAUCUAUUAAGUCCUAAGCACCCCCAUAUCAAAGAAAGAAAAGCGCAGUUUUUAAUCUGUUCAUCAUUGUAAUUGUUUUACAUUAUACCAACGGCUGUGACUUUUCAGUAAAUAAUCAUGCAAUUUACCUCACUCACUAUAGGGUCAUAUUUUAAAAUGUGUACAUCUUUAAACAGAUUUUAUUUCUUGUUAAUUGGUUGUUACUAUAUGUUAAGUUGUGAUGCAAUUAAUAACCAGGCUAUGACGGUAAAACAAGGGACAGGCUAAUCAUAAUAAAGCAAGGCACAUGCUAGGCAUGUUAAAACAAGACAAAUGCUAAGCUUUUAAGCACCGAGGUCAAGGCUAAGCAUAUUAAAACAAAGAAACUUGGUUCAGGAUAAGCUUAAUAAAACAAGGUUCAAAAUACAUUGAAAAAGAAGUCCUUCAGAUUAUUUGUAAAGUGCUCAUUCCUUUUAAAUUUAUUUUUAUGUGGUAAAAAGAUUUUUAUUUGUAAUCAGUAAAAUUUUUAUUUGUAUUAAACUGUUACAAACUGAAGAUUAAAAGACAUUAUAUUUUAAUUAUAUGUGUAGAUUUCACUUAUUUUUAACAAAAAUUGUUGUAAAUACACUGGAAAUAUGCAAAUUUAUUAAUAUAUAAAAAUAAUUAGACAAAUGACAUAGCAGUAUUGUUGUGCAUAGGGUAGAAAGUAACAUUUUAGAUACUGCUACAGUUAGGUUGUUGCCAGAAACUUUUAACAGUUUCCAUGAUUUUUUAUUUCUUAAUGGACUGUUUUCAUACUUGGACACAACAACCGUUGACUUAUAAAUGGCCUUGACUGUCAAGGUCAAAUAUUGAAUUUAGCUUAUUCUGUCAUAACUUUGUUAUAUAUAUACAGAUUUGAUUUAUAUUUGGACAAUAGAACCCUUGUAACAAAUUAUUCAAAGAUGACCUUGACCAUAUUUUGACAUUGAUCUUUAAAGUCAAAUCAUUGAAAUUUGCUUAAAUUGUUGUAACUUUGUUAUUUAUUUUCAGAUAUUAUUCUGAUGUAACUUUGACCUUCACUGUCAAGGUUAAAUGUUUGAAAUUUUCUGUUGAAGCUUUGAAAUUCAUUUACAAAUUUUAUUUAAUCUUGGACAAUAGAACACAUAUGACAAAACUAAUAGGUUGAGUUAUUCUGGUAUGUCUUUGACCUUUAGUCGACCUUCACUUUGAAGGUCAAAUUAUUGAAAUUUGCUUAAAUUGUCUUUACUUUUUUAUUAAUUUAUGGAUUUAAUUCAUUACUGAAAAAGGAACAUUUCUGACAAACCUGACAUGAUUAAUUAAUUCAAAUGUGGCUUUGACCUUUAAAUGACCUUGAUUGUCAAGGUCAAAACUGAAAUUUGAAUUUUAUUUUUUACAAGAAGAUUAUGUUUUUGAGGAGUACUCUUUACUACAAUGUUCCUGCUGAUGUGUUUGACUUAAGAAGGAAGAAAAGUUGAGCAUGGCCCAUGCUAGGCAAUGGUUCUAGUUAAAAGAAAAGAAAUUACACUUAUUUAUCGAGCAGGCCCUGUAAUGCAUACAUGUAAAAUCUUCAUUUAAAAUUAUGCAAAUCAGUUUUAAAUCUGAUAUUUUUUAUGUAGUUUUGAAACAAUUUUUUUUCUUAAAUUUACUGCUGCAUCUAGUAGAUAUAUUAGACAGCUGCUUAUUCGGUUCCUGUGAGAUUUACACAGUUUACAAAUCUGUCACCUUAUUCAAUCAUUGAAUGAUUGAUUAGAAAUUUUAUGUUGUUAUAUUCUCUAUUUUGUAUUGCUUUUUUUUUCUUGCUGUAUAAUUAGUUUCAUGUAUUAACAUGAUACAUUUAUUUCUGUAUUGUUUAGUUCUGCAAGUGUUUUAAGAUUUUAAUUGUUAUUUUCAUACUCAUUGAAUGUGAUGUUGUAAUGAUACUGUUGAGUAACUUUCAUAGUACACCUUCUUUAAAAAUUGUCAAAGAUUUUUAAAAUGCUGUAAAGCAAAUGCUUCAUAAAUUGUUAGUUAAAUAUAUAUGUGUAUCUUAUUAAGGAAAGUAUAGAAUAUAUCUUACUGAGAAAAAUGAAACAUUACAUCUAUUCUCACCUAUGAAGUAUGAAAUGUUUCUUUUUUUUAAAGUGAGAUAUAUUUCAUAUUGAUGAAACAUGAAAGGAGAUAAGGUAUCAGAGGAACCAGAUAUAAUAUGCAAUAAUUUUAGUAACAUUGUCAUAGUAUUUCACUUUCUCUGUUGUAAGAUCUUCUGACAAAUGAUAUGUAUUAUUCUUUUUGAUUUACCCACCAUUUUGCUGAAAACUGCCUCAAUAUGAUGUUUCUAUAAGAGAAAGAUUGGAUAAAGUACAAAUAUAUUUAUUCUUGGAGGCAUGUUUUUGGGUCAAGUGUCAUUCUUAUUCAGGGUGAAAGUUCACAUCAGUAUUCAUAAUCAAGCAUUGCCUGUUCAUUAGCCAAUGAAAUCCUUCCAUUUGACAUUGAAACACAAUGUAUUUGUUUUGUUAGAUGUAUUUUCAUUGGCUGUUUUGGAUGUAUAAGUUAAUGGGAUUGGCUGAUUUGAAAAUUUUGUAUAAAAUGCUGAUGCAUUUUUUACUGACAACAGUUUUAUAGCAUUGAUGGAAAGAGCUUAAUGUGUUCAGAAACUUCACAUGCUAUAUGCACUUAAAUUAAACAAUAUAUAUUCUUUGAAAACUGAAGUUUUACAAUGGAAACUAUUUAAUUAAACUUAAUUUUGAUGAAAAAUGUAUGUAACUAAAAUAUUUGCCUUAAUUUUUUCACAAAAUAAGUUCUAGAUAAUGAUUUUUAGUUAAUUUAAAGCUUGUUCAAUUCAUAUCAGCAUGUAGUGACUGUUUUAGAACUGUGAUUUACACAAACUUUAGAAUUGUGAUUUAAAUCAAGUUGUUGUACAUAAACUAUUAAUGUAAACCCUUUAAUGUUCAUUAAAACUAAUGAAAAUGCUUGUUGCAUUAAUAACUGGCCUAGGCCACCAGUACAGAGCCAGAUAUUUUUUCUGUUGUACCACAAAAUGUAUAUGAGUAUGCAGUUUUGGAAGAUAUCAUGAUAUUCAUUGUAAUGUUACACAUGAAAUUGACCAGCCAAAUUUCUUGCUUUGACUUGUCUAGCUUUCACUUUUAGAACAGCCUAUUAUUAUUUUUUUGCUAUAUUGAGAUGAAAAACUAUAGUUUGUCAGCCAACAGUAUAGAUUGUAGUUGGGUGGCACAAAUUUGCAGGCUGGCCUGGCACUAUUUUGGUGGCAAAAGCUAAUCACUUCCAGGUCGAACACAGUAAGGGUUGAAUAAAAAAAAUAAGACACUUGCCUUUUCAUAUAAUAAGAUUUUAUUGUGGAGUAUAUGCACGUGCAAUUGGAAGUUGUAAAUGUAUUGUUGAAUGUAUAUGUAGUAGAAACUUUGUAAACUUGUGAUACACUAGAGUGUAUAUGCUUAAAUAUUUAAAAAAAAAAAAUGCUGUCACUUUAAAAAAAAUCUGUUAUGUACUCAAUAACCUUUCUUUUGUAAAUAAAAUUGGUAAACAUUUGUUUGACUGUGCACAUUAAAAAGUUGAAUUACAAUCCACCUGGGAAAUGGGUAAAUUAGAAACAGAAGAAUUUAUUAUAAAAUCCUUCAUGAAUUUCUUGGUUCAAAGCUAUUAUUGCAAUAGGUGAACAAAGGAAUGUAAUGGUCCAUACUAUCACUGCUGAUAUUUUAUAAUUGACCUUCCCGGCUUUCAUUAUGGAACAGUCCAUAACUAAUUUAAGAUAUUUCAUUAUUAAGAUAGUUAGAUUAAGCAACCAACAUUAUAGAGCUUGGUUAAACUGGACUGGUGCCCAGACUGGCUUGGUGUUAAACUGGAGUUUCAUUUUGAGCAAAUGGGUGAAGUAUACGCAACAUUAUUUUUGUAUUCUAUCUAAGUGCUUUUUGUUUACUACUGAAAAUAGACAACAUUUAAAUUUGUAUCCGUCAUUAAUAUUGAAGCAAAAGAGUAAUUUGUGGAAUUAAUGUAUUCUAUGCAACAUAUACUAAACAAUAGUGUUGGCCUUAGGAGAAAGUUCAUAAACCAAUUCUCUGUAUGUGCUUACUAGUAUUAUUUUAAGACUUAUAUGUCAGUUAUAUGCAAUAAUUGAGCAUCAGAAAAUUUGUAUAAAGAUGGAUCAAAAAUCUAUUUUUUGCUUUUAGAGGAUUAUUUUAUAAGAUAAUAGUGCUAAAUUGCAUCUUUUUUCAGAGCAUAAUAUAUCAGUGCAUCAGUUUUAUGUUAUUUUAAGGUAUUUCCACUUUCAAAUGUUCAACUCCAGACAGGAGCAAUUUUUAGCUCGACUAUACGAAGUAUAUGGAGAGCUGUCCUACUCGCCCGGCGUCCGCGUCCAGAUUUUAGAUUAAAGUUUUGGUGCAGUAAAAUAUUUUUCACUAUAACUUUGUCAUUUCUUAAGGUAUCAACUUCAAACUUCAAAUAUAUGUUCCUUAUCAUCAACCACAUCUUAUGUGACAAGGUUCAUAACUCUAGCACCAAUAUUUUCAGAUUUAUCUCCUCUUGAACUUAGAAUUUUCCUCAAAAAAUACUAUUUCUUACUGUUUCUUCUUUAUUUCUUAAGGGAUCAACCUCAUACUUCAAAUAUAUUUACGUUAUCAUCAUCCCCAUCUUAUGUGACAAGGUUCAUAACUCUAGCACCAAUAUUUUUAGAUUUAUCUCCCUUUGAACUUAGAAUUUUCCAUAAAAAAUAUUAUUUUUUACUGUUACUUAUUUAUUUCUAAAGGGAUCAACUUCAUACUUCAAAUAUAUUUACGUUAUCAUCAUCCACAUCUUAUGUGACAAGGUUCAUAACUCUAGCACCAAUAUUGCAAGAAUUAUCUCUCCAUAAACUUAGAUUUUUUUACUAGAAAAAUGUUAUUUUUUAUUAUAACUUUUUUAUUUUUAAAGGUAUCUACCUCAAACUUCAAAUACUUAUUCCUUAUCAUCAAUUACAUUUUAUGUGACAAUGUUCAUAACUCUUGAAGCAAUAUUUACAGAUUUAUCUGUCUUUGAACUUAGGUUCCUUUAAGAAAUAUAAUAACUUCUUUACUUUUUAAGGUAUCUACUUCAAACUUCAAAUAUAUAUUUCUUAUCAUUACACAAAUGUUGUGUGACAAGGUCCAUAACUCUAGCAUGACUAUUUCUAGAAUUAUUCCCCUUGAUCUUGGAAUUAAUGUUAACAAAUGUUUUUUUUUUUCUAUAACUUAAUACAUAAUUAUACAUAAUGGAUUUUUCUUUCAUAGUUUUGUCCUCCUUACUGCGUCCAGUAUUUUAUUAGUCGAGCUUCGCUGUCUCCUGUGACAGCUCUUGUUAUUAUUACCCCUCACUAAUUUUGUAAUGUUAAUUAAUUUCCCUAAGGCCUAAGGGAGUUUUUCUUACUGUUAAUUCAAGGGUUCCAUGUGACUAAAAAUUUGUAUUGUUAUAAAGGUAACACUUUUUUAUAGUAAAAAUCUGAAAAAAUAAAUCUAUAGAGACAGUGUCCCAAUAAAGUAUUUGUUCAAGGUAAUAACAUAAUGAAUGCAUAGGUCUUUUUACUGUCACAAGAAAAUCUUAACGAUUUUUCAUCUUUAAUAAUAUUAUUUUAAAAAUAAAUUUCUUGUUUUAACCAAUAUGUGAUGAAAUUAGUUGUUUAAGUGUACAAUAUUAAUAUUUCAGAAAUAAAGAAGACACAUAAAACCUGUUAUUGUUCUCUUCCUUAUAGACUUCAUCACAAAUUUUGUUAUAUCAAGUACUGCUUUUGUUUAUGAAAUUAUCCGUUUGUUUGAUGGUAUCUGUAAAUGAGAAAAUGUGUUAUAGAAAUGUUGAUAAAUAUAUCAUUAGAUAUAAGUAAAGCUCUAAGCCCCACUUGUGUAUGGAAAGCACAGAUAACACAAGACAGAAAAUGCAUUCAGACCAUACAAAAUGUCUUAUAAAUAAAGAAUACUUAAAAAUGAAAGUUUGGGUCAUUGAGAAGUUAUCAAAGCUGUAAAUGCUAUUUACAUGUAUAGAAAUUUGGUUAGUUAAUAAUUUAGAGUAAGAGUGCAAAUGGCUUUCCAUACAAGUGCAUUUCUCAGGAGAAAGAGAAACAGAUGUGUCUUUGUAGGGAAAAAAAGGCUGAAAAUGACUUAUUUAAUGUAGUCAUUUAUCAUCUGCUGUCAGUAAAGUAGAACAAAGUAAUAUGGUUAUAUACACUGUAGAUGGACUUUAUGGAAACUUUAGGCUGAUAUGACCUGUUCUAAAUACCAGUUUUACAUAAUGUCCUAUUUUGUUUUACCCUGUAUUUAAUAAGCGAAUAAGUGUCAUAUAAAAUUGAGAUGCUCAGACUUAGGCUUAUAUUUGGCUUAUAUUAUUGUUGUUUACUUAGACCUCUACUUGCAUAAAUCAUGUUCUUUUGGCUUUAAAAAGGCCCCCCAUCUGGAGGUCACUGAAUCUACAUAAACUUAUAUUGUGAACAUAAUUAUCUUUUAAAUUGCACAAUGUUAUCCUCUAUAAAAUCAUAACUCUUGGGUCAAAAUUGGUGGUUACUUAGUACUAGAAAAUCUCAUUUAAAUUUCUUCUGAAAAACUGCAACACCUAGAUAUUUAGCAUUUAUUACAUCAACCCAAGUUGAAUCAUGUUCUAGGUAAAAAAAAAAAACCACCUACCCUUGGGUUCACGAUAUUAUAAAAUAUGUUUCACACACAAUUCAAAGUUUUAAGUCAUGCUGUGUUAAUCCAUGAAUUUUCACCUUUAUCACAGAUGAGGUUAUAAGUGUGCAGAACAGGUUAUGGUUAUGCUGUGUUUAGCCAUGAAUUUUCAUCUAUAUCACAGAUCAGGUUAUGAGAGUGUAGGUUAUGGUUAUGCAUGUUAAGCCAUGAAUUUUCACCUUAAUCAUGGAGUAGGUUAUGGUCACCAUCAAGUCUCAUUAUACCCCAAAAAUGAAGUUUGGGGGGUAUAUAGGAGUCAUUUGGUGACUUGGAAUACAAUACAACUUAAUACAAUGAUCAAGCACAUUGAGAGGAAGUGCAUGGCACAAGAACCAUAACUCUAUCUUGACUAAUUACAGAGUUAUUGCCCUUAGUUACUUUUCCUUGUCCGGGGCAUAACAUGAAAACUACUGGUUGGAAUUCAAAACAACUUCAUACAAUGGCCAAGCACAAUAAGGGGAAGUGCAGUGCACAAGAACCAUAACUCUAAAUUAAUUACAGAGUUAUUGCCCUUUGGUACUUUUCCAUUGCUAUUUCAAUUCUUUUGCAAGGUAUUCUGUUACUAGUAACUAGUGACUAGUAACUUCCUUAUUUCCAAAGCAGUAUUGCAGGGGUAUUAAUCUCAUUUAGUGAUAGUUCUAGUUUUUACAUUAUUUUAUUACUUUGUUUAUUAUACAUGUACCAACAAGGCAAUAUUGUGUAUUAUGUAAUAUUAUUAUUGCUGAAUUACAUUUUAAAACUCAAGAAACUAACAUGCUCAUUAUAACUUGAAAAAUCACUUGCCAAUAUUUUAACAUUUUUACAGUUAUUAUUUAUGUUAAUAAAACAGUUAUUAUUUGUUUUCCUUUAUCUUCUAUAACUCAUUUAUUUGCCUGCUUGUAAGAUACUGAUGAUUAAUUCUUCAUAUCUGACAAUUAGGAUAUUUUUGUUAAGAAAACAAUUUGAAAUCCUAGGCAAGACUUAGAAUAUUAGAUGUUUUUCUUUCUUAUUUUGUAGAUGACUGUUCACAAAGAAAUUAUUUAUUCAAAAGUGGCAUUGUAUUUGUCUUCUGAAUUGACUUUCUGUGUGUGGCUGGAUUAGUGAUACAGAGUUUUUAUAUUGGACUUGUUUGUACUUAGUACUUUAAUGAUAAAAUACCCAAAAUUAAUAUAUAUGCCAGUCCCAAAUUUUGAUAAAUGUUAGUACACAAAAUCAUUGGGGGGAAAAGAGGGAAAAUAAUCAAUGUUUUUUUAAAAAUGUUUGGGAUAGUCACAGAUUUACCUCAAUAUAAGAAAUAACAAACACAUCUUGCAAAAUUUUCAACAAUAUAUUUGUUAAUAUUAAUUAAGUUAUUUUUCCUAACGUGAAAUUAUAGUUAAUUCUCAUUUUUGUUCUUCUAUAGAUAUAUGAUGAAACAUGCAAGAAAAUGAAAAAAAUAAUAAGUAUGAAUGCAAUUUAAAAAUUCUAGUUGGUCAUGAAAUUUAUCUAGUAUUUUUGGUUUUAAUUUGUUUUUUAGUUCAAUGUAAAAGGGGUAAUUUGUUGUUUUUCAAGAAAGUAGAAAAGAUUUGACUAAUCUAAAUAAGAAAACAAUGCAGAUAUUUAAAGUAUAGAUAUGCUUGGGUUAUUCUUGGAACAAUGCUUUAUACACCCAUUUGUAAUCUGCUGUAAAGUUACUGUGGUGACAUGUGAUUAUGAGGAUAUAUAUAGUUUAGGGUGUUGGAAAUAAUUUUAACAUGCCAAGUAUGCUCAGCAUUACUGAUAAUAAUAUUAUUGUUUGUCUCAAGUAGGCCCCCACGAUUACACGUUUAAACGUAUUCGUUUCGAUUUUCAUUCGUAAACGUUUACGAUAUUGUUUACCGUUUAAUCGAAAUGACCAUAUUUGUAUUACAAAAUUUCUAAAUUAUUUCCUGUAGUCAUGGAUUUUAUCAAUUUAAGUGGCUUAUUCCAAAGUAAAAAACGAAAAAUGGGUGUUUACAACCCUCCACACAGCAUUACCGUGCAAAAAUUGCUCGUGACGUUAUACAUUUUUGGUAAAAUUGGGAAUACAAUGCAGAAAAAUGUUAGCUGACUUAAUCAUGAUGAUCCCUGAACAUUAUUUGUUUGUACGUGUAUUAAAAAUAGUAAGUAAGUCGUCAUUUUGCGACUCAAAGACAUGAUGUAUAUAGUACAAAGAGAUACCACCGUUUAAAAGGUAUCGUUUCGGUUCUUAGCAAUCGUGUAAACGUUUAUUCAAAAUUGUAAACGUGGGAGCCUUAGUCUCAAGUGAUGAAUUUUUUUCAUUGCAUGUAUUAAGUGCUGAAUUUUAUUUUAACUUGAUCAUUAUGCUUUUAUAAUUUCAAGUUAUUGGUUAAUUGGUAGUUCUUAAUUUGAUGAAUCUAAAAACAAAGCAUGUUUGAUAUGAACAAAUAUAUAUAAUUAUAUAUAUAAGUAGGUUGGAAUAAUUGUUUUACCAAAAGUGAAUAACGUUUUAUGAGAAGAAAUACACAGAAAUGGACAGAUUUUAAGGUGUUUGUAUAAUUACGAUAAAUAUAUUUUAACUUAUGUUGUUUCAUUUUAAAACUUUAAUUUUUGUUAAUUAACAAAUUUUGUUAUAAUGACAUUUGUUAUAAUUAUAUGGUUUUGCUCGAUAUUGUGUUUUUAUAUGCCCGAAAGAAUUUCGGACAUAUUAUGUUAUACCCCCUGGCGUCCGUCCGUCCGUCCGUCCGUUAGCAAUUUGGUUUCCGGAGCAUAACUUAAGUUCCAUUUGGCCCACAAUAUUCAAACUUCAUAGGAUGAUUGUCCAUAUUGGGUAGAAGACCCUUAUUGAUUUUGGGGUCAUAAGGUCAAAGGUCAAGGUCACUAUGACCUUAAAACUGAAAACAGUUUCCGGAGCAUAACUUAAGUUCCAUUUGGCCUACAGUGUUCAAACUUCAUAGGAUGAUUGUCCAUAUUGGGUAGAAGACCCCUAUUGAUUUUGGGGUCACAAGGUCAAAGGUCAAGGUCACUAUGACCUUAAAACUGAAAACAGUUUCCGGAGCAUAACUUAAGUUCCAUUUGGCCCACAGUGUUCAAACUUCAUAGGAUGAUUGUCCAUAUUGGGUAGAAGACCCCUAUUGAUUUUGGGGUCACAAGGUCAAAGGUCAAGGUCACUAUUACCUUUAAACUGAAAACAGUUUCCGGAGCAUAACUUAAGUUCCAUUUGGCCUACAGUGUUCAAACUUCAUAGGAUGAUUGUCCAUAUUGGGUAGAAGACCCCUAUUGAUUUUGGGGUCACAAGGUCAAAGGUCAAGGUCACUAUGACCUUAAAACUGAAAACAGUUUCCGGAGCAUAACUUAAGUUCCAUUUGGCCCACAGUGUUCAAAUUUCAUAGGAUGAUUGUCCAUAUUGGGUAGAAGACCCCUAUUGAUUUUGGGGUCACAAGGUCAAAGGUCAAGGUCACUAUUACCUUAGAACUGAAAACAGUUUCUUGAGCAUAACUUAAGUUCUAUUUGGCCCACAUUGUUUAAACUUCAUAGGAUGAUUGUCCAUAUUGGGUAGAAGACCCCUAUUGAUUUUGGGGUCACAAGGUCAAAGGUCAAGGUCACUUUUACCUUAGAAUUGAAAACAGUUUCUGGGGCAUAACUUAAAAAUCCAUUUGGACCACAAUAUUGAAACUUCAAAGGAGGAUUGUUAUUUGAAGGAGGUAAUACUUUAUUUUACUCCCAUGUCUUACAAAUGCUUCAUCUUUACUAAAAAAAAAAUCACUUUGGGGCAUAUAAUGCUCCGCCUAGCGGUGCUCUUGUUAUUCUGAAUGAAUAUGAAUUGUCUUAUAAAAGUUAAGAUUUCUUUGACUGUAUGAAUUAAUAAUGUUGUUAGGUGCAAUUUCUGAAUAGAAAAAAAUAAUUCCUGAUACAAUAUUGGUUUAUUAAAGUAUUUGUUAUGUGAUAGAUGAUAAAAUAAUAUUGGUAACUGGCACACAAAAUAGCAUUAAAUUUCAUUGAAAUUUCUGAAAUGUUUUCAUUUUUGCCUAAACUUGGCAAACUUACUAAUAUUAACCCUUCACCUACUAAAUUUCUUUAAUUUCUUAAACAUUUUUUUAAUGGCCUUUUAUCAAUUUUAGAGUAUAUCAAGAUGAAAAAUUGGUCUAGAGCCUGGUCACUUUGUAGAAAUACUGGUGGAAAUCACAAUAGGUUCUGGCAAGGCUAGUGUUAAAUUAUCUUUACACCCUAUUAUCAUUCCGAUAGUAUUAGAAACAUCCUUGUAAGCUACUCACACAAAAUAUAAAAAAAUGAAAAUAAAAAAAAAAGAUUAAUUUUUCUGUGAUAUUUCAGAAUUGUCAGGAUAAUGUGAAAAUUUAAAUCUAUUAUGUGUUAUUAAACUUUAAGUCUGCUAUAUAGAAGUGAAUCCAGCAUCCAUUUGCUUACAUUGUUCUAAUUUUGCCUCUUUUUAUACAGAAACUUCAACAUAUGAGAUAUGCAGAGUUUUAAAGGUUUAUUAAGAUAGCAAUUUUGUAAAUAUUGUACAUGCACAUGUUAAAUGAUAUUUUAAUUUCAUAAUUUUAUUAUUAAAGCAAUUUGUUUUGUUUUUUAAUCAGAAAUUUAUUGUAUCUUCAUUUUUAAUAAGAAAACUUAUUAUCAAAGGGAGAUAAUUACUAGAUUUUAAAUUAUACACAUGUAACAGGUUUUCUCCCUUUUAUUGUAUCCACUACUUUUUUUGUAUUUCUGUGUUGGAAAUUGUAAAUGUAAAGAUUGUGUCACAGUUAUGUUGUAUUAAUGUACUUGGAUAGAAGGAAGAAAUAAAAUCUGUACACUUGUUUUAA
Messenger RNA from Ruditapes philippinarum (Manila clam), 14124 nucleotides. Its product is annotated as spermine oxidase-like. The record is from RefSeq and is a predicted model, not a curated record. Gene Ontology annotation, molecular function: polyamine oxidase activity. NCBI's taxonomy places the organism in Eukaryota, Metazoa, Mollusca, Bivalvia, Venerida, Veneridae. The coding region runs from base 236 to 1576 and encodes 446 amino acids. The transcript is spliced from 6 exons.